AUGGGUUGUCUGGGCAAUAGUAAGACUGAAGACCAACGUAAUGAGGAGAAGGCACAGAGGGAAGCAAACAAAAAGAUAGAGAAACAGCUUCAAAAAGACAAACAGAUAUACCGAGCUACUCACCGGCUACUACUAUUAGGUAGGUUUCUGACAUGUUAAAGUUAUUGGUAAAUUGUUUCAUGCCAUGCUUAAUGUGGGUAUCCCAGCCAUAGUUAUUGUGGCAUUUGAGAGUGGCAAGGGUCUGACAUUGUAAAUGACCGUUUUUUUUUUAUGUAGGCCUAGGUUCCUCCUAGGUAGGCCAUUGCACAAAGACCAUUCAAUUUGUUUUAAUGGAAUGGGUUUUACGUUUGUUUGUGCUGUCAUUUUUGAUAGGAGUUUGUUCUUGUCACAGGCCUACACUGGCAACACUUGUGUCCUGUCAUUUGAAGCACGCUGCACAGCUCGACAUGAAAGCCACCAACACCCUUAUUUGAAACAUUGUUUAUUUUUCCAGAGCAAAAAUGUUGCAUAUGAUUCCACCCGACUAGGGGAAUUAUUGAUUGUGGUGUAGGCCUAGCAAUAUGUGUCUAUAGGCCUGAUUUACAAAGAGAUUUACCUACAAAUAAUAGGCCUCAAGAUUGUGCAGUUUUCAUCAUCAUACACUGCGUUCUCCUUGAAGUGCUUUCAAUCAUAAUUGUUGCGAAUACCAGUACUGACUUAGUUGACAGUAGGCCUAGGGUGACGCAUUGCAUCAAGUUGCUCCUUGCUAUGUAAUAACACUGUAAUUACUCAAGUAACACAUUGUAUUAUCAUGUUGUUACAUAGUAAUUGCUUUAUAAUUGUAUAGUAAUGGAGUUGUUCCUAUUACACAAGUACAGCAUAACUGUAUUGUGUGGGUUAUAAUGUCUGGAAGUAACAGCUACAAUGCUGUUUUCUUUCACACAGACAGAUGAUUAGUGUCUUCUUGACUUAUGAUUCUAGAAAACUUGAUCAAUCAUGUAAUACCAAAAUAUUACCUAAACUUCCAGUUUUUCUUUAAUUGGGUUGAUUUGGUAGGGUCCUCCUCAUCAUUGGCAUACAAAAAAAAUGGAAUCAUGUUCUACAUGUUGACCUUACAGUAUUAGGCCUAAUGACAAUGCAAACUUUGAUUCCUCCAAACAUUGAUUCCUGUCUGAAGUGACAAUGACUAGGGUCUCUAUUAACUCUGGUAGGGCCAAAAACAACAUUAUUCAUGCACUGCAAGAAUGAACUUUUGGAUACAUGAACUCAACAAAACCAUGUUCACCGUGUUUACCUCAAUGGAAUUGAUAUUGCCCUAAAGAGACCACUGUCAAGUGAGGUGUUUUAAAACAUAUAUCUUCCUCUUUUCUCUGUUUACAGGUGCUGGUGAAUCUGGGAAGAGCACGAUAGUCAAACAGAUGCGAAUACUGCAUGUGAAUGGCUUCAAUGCA
Coregonus sp. 'balchen' is the source of this 1430-nucleotide messenger RNA. Lineage: Eukaryota; Metazoa; Chordata; Actinopteri; Salmoniformes; Salmonidae. The record is from the annotation of a GenBank genome assembly.